AUGGCAUAUGGGCGCCCUGGCAAGCGUGAAGAGAAAAAUAUGGCUUCUUACGAUACCCUACACGAUAACGAGAUAUUGGACGGAAAAAAUAUGAGUUUUCAUAUGAUCCUGGAACGAACCUUAUCUUAUUUCACACACGCAGCGUUCCGCGCAAUAACCGCAUCCCCUGCCGCGUUUGCUAUUAAGCCCGGAACUUUGGCUGCCCUUGGCCCUUCGCUCCUGAGAUUGAGCGGCCAGUCUACCAAAGUAGCUUUCCAGCAGCGAUGGAAUUGGAAUUCUUCUUCAAAUGGUAGCGAACCAUACGACCGGAGGAGCUUCCAACAGACCGAUCGUCGAAAUGAGAGUCAAAAAGAGAGAGAGCCGCUGUCAAUCAAACCAAACGAAACGAUCUACGUUGGCAACCUCUUUUUCGAAGUUACCGCUGAGGAUUUGAAACGUGAUAUGGCAAAAUUCGGAAGUAUCUACUCCUUCGACUCCGUUGAAGCUGCUGAGGCAGCAAUUUCCGAGAUGAAUAUGUCCAUCUAUGAAGGACGCAGAAUUGUUGUUAACUAUUCGACCCGCAAUAGCGCGGCGCCGAGAACACGCUCUAGCGAACCGACCAAAACCCUUUUCAUUGGAAACCUGUCCUUCGAAAUGACUGAUCGCGAAUUGAAUGAUCUCUUCAGAGAUAUUCCUAAUGUUGACGAUGUUCGCGUCUCAGUCGACAAGAGAACCGGUAGACCCCGUGGAUUCGCGCAUGCUGACUUUUUGGACGUUGAGAGCGCCAAGGCUGCAAUGGAAAUUCUCAAGGAGAAAGCGCCUUAUGGACGUCCCCUUCGACUUGACUACAGCCUCAACACCAAGGAUAUGUUGGCUAGCCAAAAUAGAGGCUCGCGAUUCUCAAGCUCUAACCCCGACGAGCCACUCCAGGCGGAGACCACCGAAACUGCAAACGUCACUUCUGAACCCGCACGGUAG
Histoplasma mississippiense is the source of this 957-nucleotide messenger RNA. RefSeq lists its product with no specific name. Gene Ontology annotation, molecular function: RNA binding. The transcript is spliced from 5 exons. Bases 1 to 957 code for a protein of 318 amino acids. The record is from RefSeq and is a predicted model, not a curated record. Lineage: Eukaryota; Fungi; Ascomycota; Eurotiomycetes; Onygenales; Ajellomycetaceae.